Molecule: messenger RNA, 1474 nt
Organism: Prunus dulcis (almond)
Lineage: Eukaryota; Viridiplantae; Streptophyta; Magnoliopsida; Rosales; Rosaceae
Exons: 7
Coding region: 55-990 (311 amino acids)
Source: RefSeq, a predicted model, not a curated record
AUUAAUGUGAAAGAAAUUUGUAGGUUACCACUUUCAGAGGAUCCUGCUUUGGCAAUGGCCUUUUCAGUGGCACGGAGAGCAGCAGCUGUUCCUCUAUUGCUUGUUAAUGGAACUUACAGGAAAUCUGUUCGAUCCUAUCUUGAUUCCUCCAUUGUUCAGUAUCAGUUGCAGAGAAUGAAUGAUCACGGCUCUUUAAAAGGGAAGCUUGCCCAUAGCCGGUCUACACUAGAAGUUCCAAUAUUUUGGUUCAUCCAUGGUGAACCAUUGUUGGUUGACAAGCAUUAUCAGGCAAAGGCACUUUCUGAUAUGGUUAUUGUUGUUCAGUCAGAGCCUUCAUCCUGGGAGAGCCAUCUGCAAUGUAAUGGGCAGCCACUUUUGUGGGAUUUGAGGAGGCCCAUCAAAGCUGCGUUGGCUGCGGCUUCUGAACAUCUUGCUGGUCUGCUUCCCCUACACCUUGCUUACAGUCAAGCCCAUGAAACUGCGAUUGAGGACUGGAUGUGGUCAGUCGGAUGCAACCCGUAUUCCAUUACUUCUCAAGGAUGGAACAUUUCCCAAUUUCAAUCUGAUACAAUUUCUCGGAGCUAUAUUAUCACAACUCUGGAAGAGUCAGUGCAAAUGGUCAAUUCAGCCAUUCAUCUUCUAGUCAUGGAGCGUACAACUGAAAAAACCUUCAAACUUGUUCAGUCUCAGGAGCGUGAACUAAUUAACAAGUACAAUUAUGUUGUUAGUCUAUGGAGAAGAAUUUCAACUGUUACUGGAGAAUUGCGGUAUGUGGACGCCAUGAGACUGCUAUAUACCCUAGAAGAAGCGUCAAAAGGGUUUGUUGAUCAAGUAAAUACAACUAUAGCCAUUCUCCACCCAAUCCACUGCACAAGAGAGAGAAAAGUACAUGUGGUGUUUAAUGUGACUACAAUUCCUGCUUUCUUAGUUGUCCUGGGUGUACUCUAUCUUGUGUUAAGGCCAAGACGACCAAAGCCAAAAAUCAACUGAAAAUCCUUGAAAUGUGAUUGAUAGCAAUGGCUUCUGGAGAUGCUUUUGAGGGAAGUGAUUUCUAAGACAUUCUCCUGGUUAGUUUGCGGCAGCGAAUACUUUCACAAGUGAUGGGUAAAGAGCAGAAUUUUCGGAAAAGGCCACCAGGUACGAAAUUGGAUAUAACUUGUGAAGUUGUCAAACCCCUUCCCCCUUGUAACUAUAGCCAACGGUGAGUUUUCUUCUUUUCCUCAUUGUAGUCCAUGCACCAUUUGGUCUAUGAGCUCCAAAUUUGUAUCUCACAAAGGUUGUGAAAUACAGCAAAACUGAAAUUCUUCUCGUUAUAAGAUGUUUUUUUUUUGGGUCAGAAAACAAGUGGAUACAGCAUUUGUGAUUAACUGACUAAAAACAAGAAUAUUCGGGAUUAAAGUCACCUGUCUUUAAUUUGUACUCUGUAAAAACAAUAUUAUGAUACAUAGAAACAGCCGAGUUGUAGUUUUACGUA